AGGUGUCGCCCGCCCGAGGAGCUCCGUGUUGACCCGGUGAUGAACGACCUGCCGGGGUCGACGGAUCGGGGUCACUGGGCUCCAACAUGGCGUGGAGGAGCUGUUCCGUCCUGCUCAGACUGACCGGAGAAGACGCUCUACGGAGCUCCGCGAGGGGCGGCAGCAGGUGGCCUCAGAGCUUCCAGCAGAGAUGUGGCUUCAGGAAAGCCGGCAGAAAACCAGAAUACAAGAAGGCGGAGGAGGAGCCGGGACCCCCCCACUCAGAAUCCUCUGACGCCGUGGUCCACCGACGGACCCCCACCCCCCACUGGGACCAGCAGGCUCCACCCAGCUCCCCCCGGGCCUUCAGUCGGCUCAUCAGACCGCUGGUCUUCACCGUGGGGUUUACAGGCUGCUCCUUCGGCUCGGCGGCCAUCUGGCAGUACGAGUCCGUCAAGUUUCGAGUCCAGAGCCUCUUCAGCGAGAUCAAAGCUGAUUGGCUGGAGAAGCUGCACCCUCAGAAACGGGGAGACGUCCGCAAAGAGAUCAACCAGUGGUGGAGCAGCUUGAGUGAGGGUCAGAGGACGGUCGCAGGGAUCAUUGCUGCUAACGCCGCUGUGUUCUGCUGUUGGAGAGUGCCGUCUCUGCAGCGCUCCAUGAUCAAAUACUUCACCUCCAACCCGGCCUCCAAGACUCUGUGCUCUCCGAUGCUUCUCUCCACAUUCAGUCACUUCUCUUUCUUCCACAUGGCUGCCAACAUGUACGUCCUCUGGAGCUUCUCCACCAGCGCCGUCUCCAUGCUGGGCAAGGAGCAGUUCCUGGCCGUCUACCUGUCUGCAGGUGUCGUUUCUACGUUCGUCAGUUACGUGAGUAAGAUGGCCACAGGGAGGUUCGGCCCGUCUCUGGGAGCGUCUGGCGCCAUCAUGACCGUCUUGGCUGCCGUUUGUACCAAAAUGCCAGAAGCCAAACUGGCCGUCAUCUUCCUCCCCAUGUUCACCUUCACUGCUGCCAACGCUCUGAAGGCCAUCGUCGCCAUGGACACAGCGGGUCUGGUGCUGGGGUGGAAGUUCUUCGACCACGCCGCUCAUCUAGGAGGAGCCCUGUUUGGAAUCUGGUACAUCCUGUUCGGUCACGAGUUGAUCUGGAAGAACCGAGAACCUUUUGUGAAACUUUGGCACGACCUGAGGACUCGGGGAGGACCGGGAGGAGGUGGCGACCGGGGAGGCUCCAUGUAAGACGCCGAACCACUGGGACUGAUGGAGGGCGAAAAAAAUCUUUAAAAAAAAUAUGUAAAGAUGUAUAAAAUGUACAGAGACUCCUGCUCCUCCCUGCACCGGUCGGCUUCCCCGGGACAAGUUACAGGAACCAGGUUUGGAGUCGUGAUGGUGUCAGGUGGUGAUUUCACCCAAACGCAACACCUGGGUUUAAAAUAUCGAUUCAUGUCCACAUUCAUAAAAACACGACUGAUUAGGAAAAGCGUGUCUUUUGCUUCUGUUCACAUUUUGUCUCCAUCUGAAAACUGGGACUGAAAACGAUCAUUUAAUAAUCGAUCAAUGAAUUAUUGGGCCAGUGAAAGGUCCAUCUGCAGAUCCCAGGGUCCAAACAGUUUAUUACAAAAGCCCAAAGACUCUGAGUUUCUGAAGAAAAACCAGAGAGCAGAAGUUUCUGUUCACACUGGAGUAAACGAACCAGCUGCUGUUUGGGAUUUUUACUCGAUAAAUCGAUUGUCGUUUUUUUUUGUUACUGCUGAUUAAUCUGGGCUCUAAUGAAACAUGCAGGUUUUAUAGCUCAGUGUUGGAUCCGCUUUGUGGAGCUGUGUGUGUGUGUGUGUGUGUGUGUGUGUGUGUGUGUGUGUGUGUGUGUGUGUGUGUGUGUGUGAGAGAGGGUGAGUUAGUUAAAUAAACACUGAGUCCAGUACAUGUUGUUUUAGGAGUCACUCUGGUUCAGGACUUCUGGUUUAUGAGUCUUAACCGGUUAAAACCAGAAACGCCAACGGCAGGAAAACAGGAAAGGUUACAGUCCCUCACAUUUCACUUUUCCAAUGAGUUGUUCAGAUGUGAGAAAGAGGAUGAAGUCAGUUCUCUUCUAACUCGUUUGGACAAAGGCUCCUCUUUCUUUCUGCUUAUUUAUGUUUGUUUUCUUUCAAAGAAAAGAGUAAAAAGCUCUAAAAUGAAGCCGCUGACUCUGAUGUCGACUGUUCUCUGUGGUUCAAAUGGUGGUUGUUCUUUGAUAAGUACGGACAAAGUGAUGUCUGGGAAGAGAAUGCCUGAGAAAUGCACCGGUGUAACGUCCAAUCAAACUGUGUUUGGAGGUGACAGCAGCUGCUGCGAUGAGCAAUAAAACUGCCGUUUUCUGAA
This is a messenger RNA of Xiphias gladius (swordfish), 2336 nucleotides long. RefSeq names its product presenilins-associated rhomboid-like protein, mitochondrial (gene parlb). The record is from RefSeq and is a predicted model, not a curated record. The transcript is spliced from 10 exons. NCBI's taxonomy places the organism in Eukaryota, Metazoa, Chordata, Actinopteri, Istiophoriformes, Xiphiidae. Gene Ontology annotation, molecular function: serine-type endopeptidase activity. Gene Ontology annotation, cellular component: membrane. Bases 87 to 1214 code for a protein of 375 amino acids.